This is a messenger RNA of Rotaria sp. Silwood2, 1260 nucleotides long. The record is from the annotation of a GenBank genome assembly. Lineage: Eukaryota; Metazoa; Rotifera; Eurotatoria; Philodinida; Philodinidae.
AUGAGUAUGACAUCACCAGAUCAAACAAAUAAUGAUCAUUUAACAACAUCGAAUGAUACUAUUCUAUGUGAAGAUGAUUUAACUGAGCAAGCCAAAAUUCAUUUUACUUAUCACAGUGAUAUAUUUCGAACGUUUGAAUCAUAUCGUCAAAGUAUACUUUGUAACGAACAUAUAACACCUGUUGGUCGAUUUCUUUUGCUAGCCGAACUUCAGAAUUUACACACAAGUUGUAAACGUGUUUUAAAUUAUGCAAUCGAACACAAUAAAUUUGUCAAUCAAAAUUUACCUACUAUUGGUCCUUUGGUAAUUUGUGGUCCCGCACGUACAGGUACAACAUUACUCUACAAUUUACUUGCUUGUGAUCCGCAAUGCCGCGCACCAUUUUACACUGAUAUGUACAUUGAUGUUGUUCCACCUAUAGCGCGAUCCGAUUCAAUUAGACAAAAACAACGAAUGGAUAUGCUUAAUUCUCAAAUGAACAAUGAACAAUUAUCCAAGCUAUUCAGUAGCAUGGCUGCAUCUCAUCCACAGUUUCCAAUUGAAGAAGAUUAUCAUAUUAUACGUCAAGCUGGCUAUUUUCCAAUGUUCACCAUUAUAUCUGAUAAUGAAGAUCAAAAUGCUGAAAAUUGGAUUCGUAAUGAAAUAAGCAAAAAUUAUGUAUAUGAUUAUCAUGAAAUAUUUUUGCGUAUGUUAAAUAGUGUUGAUAUGCCAAAAUCUCAUUGGUUAUUAAAAUCACCGUUACAUAUUUUUUGUCUUGAUAAAUUUUUUCAAAAUCAUCCAAAUACAUUAUUAAUUAUGACUCAUCGAAAUCUCGAUGAAGUUCUUCCUUCAAUGUGUAGGUUGUCUUUGGCAACCUCAGAAUUGCUUUUUGACAACACAAACUCGAUCUCUCGAGAUAGAAUAAUAAAACGAACCUGUCAAUUCUUCGAUGCAGAAAUCGAAUAUAUAAUGAAAUUUCGGAAUUUACAAAAUGAUGCCUUUAAGCAAAUGCAAAAAAAUAUUUUUGAUGUUUCUUAUGACAAUUUAAUGAAAGAUCCAAUUGGUGUUGUUCAACAAAUCUAUAAACAUUUCAAUCUUCAUUGGUCAGAAGAAAUGAAAAUGGCUAUACAAAAUUGGCUUCUCGAAAAUCCUCAAGGAAAACACGGUCGACAUAAAUAUUCUCUUGCUGAUUUCGGCCUCAAUCGAGAAGAUAUCGAAACACGUUAUGCUGAUUAUAACAAGUUGUUUCUUUGCUCAACAAAUUCGACUAAUCAAUCUUAA